Messenger RNA from Lucilia sericata (common green bottle fly), 789 nucleotides. Lineage: Eukaryota; Metazoa; Arthropoda; Insecta; Diptera; Calliphoridae. The record is from the annotation of a RefSeq genome assembly.
AUGUCAACUCACUCAAACCACCCAUUUCACUUAGUAGAUUAUAGUCCAUGACCAUUAACAGCUUCAAUUGGAGCUAUAACAACUGUCGCUGGAAUAGUAAAGUGAUUCCAUCAAUAUGAUGUUUCAUUAUUCUUAUUAGGUAAUAUUAUUACUAUCUUAACUGUUUACCAAUGAUGACGAGAUGUUUCUCGAGAAGGAACUUUUCAAGGUCUUCAUACUGACGCAGUAACUACAGGUUUACGAUGAGGAAUAAUUUUAUUUAUUUUAUCAGAAGUUUUAUUUUUUGUUUCAUUCUUUUGAGCUUUUUUUCAUAGUAGUCUUUCUCCAUCAAUUGAAUUAGGAGCUAUAUGACCUCCUAUAGGAAUUACUCCAUUUAAUCCAUUCCAAAUUCCUUUAUUAAAUACAGUAAUUUUAUUAACUUCAGGAAUUACUGUAACUUGAGCUCAUCAUAGUUUAAUGGAAGGAAAUCACUCCCAAACUACUCAAGGAUUAUUUUUUACAGUAAUUUUAGGAAUUUAUUUUACUAUUCUUCAAGCAUACGAAUAUAUUGAAGCUCCAUUUACAAUUGCUGACUCUGUUUAUGGUUCAACAUUUUUUAUAGCAACAGGAUUCCAUGGAGUUCAUGUUUUAAUUGGAACUACUUUUUUAUUAGUAUGUUUAAUUCGUCACUUAAACAAUCAUUUUUCUAAAAAUCAUCAUUUUGGAUUUGAAGCUGCUGCUUGAUAUUGACAUUUUGUUGAUAUCGUUUGAUUAUUCCUUUAUGUUUCAAUUUACUGAUGAGGAGGUUAA